GCUUUUUACUCUUGUGUACGUGCGUGUCGUAGUGUCAGGCGCUUUCUGUGUUUCUGUAUACCGGCAUUCGACUUUAAUCAUCAAAACCUUGUACGCACGUAAUUGUCAUCAGUUUAGACGCUUAAUUAUGACGCAUUUAUUACUUCACUUUUCGUUUUUAUUCUUCUUCUUUGAUGACUGGCUGGUUCCUGGUAUUCCACAACUUUUGGUCGCUGAUUCUUGACAUCCCUCACCUUUUGAUCGCUGGUUUCUAACAUCUCUCAACCCUGGCUGAUGGAAGGAACAUGAAUGAAGAUUUUUUUCACAGACUGGUGGACAGUCAACCUGGCGAACGGCUCGGAGCGUGACUCCCCUUGGAGCUGUGGGGGUGGCAGCGGUAGCGGCCGCAGGCCCCUCACCUCCAUAAUCGAGCACCUACGCACGUCCAAAAGCAGGCUUCACAAUGGUUCAGAGAAGAACGGAUUUCCUGAUGCCGCUGCUUCGUUCACUUGUCAGUUCGGUGAGGUAUCGGGUGAAAACGUGUCCGCGAGCUCUGGACCACGUGGCGGCGAUCGUGGAGAGGCGACUGACUUAGGCUCACACACGGAAAACAACGACGGGGCCACCCUGGCCGCGAACACAGCGGUCGACGCUAGGGGCGGAAGCCCCCAGGGUGCCCACCUGUCGGGUGCGGCCACCCCGAGGCCACCCAGAGGUCGAAGGCGGCAAAACCAGAAUGGCCUCGACACCACUCAAGUUAAAACGGAACGUCUCACGCCAGACAAUAAUUCCACGUCUUCGAGGAGCGUGACGCCGUCGUCGUCGAGUCAUCCGGGAACGCCGCCAAAUGCUACACCCUUGGGUGGACCCGAGGGCCCGCCACCACCCCAUCACCUCAAACACAUGGAGCAGAUGAUGGGACGAAAUUAUAGUGAUUUCAUGAGAAGCCUUGCUGCCAAGUACAACAACGCCAACCCUAAUGAUUACUUCAGUUCGCCGAGAAACGGCUACCCCCCGGGUUUAGAUCCGAGGUUUCCCGCGUUCAAAACAGCCGCCACCCCGUUCGUCGGAUUGAUGGCACCCUUGGGUGCGCCGCAGUCCUCCACCGUUCCGACCACCUCCCCCCUUUCUAAUAAGGACUCCAAGGAGCAGAAACAGGAGAGCCUGUUCGGUAGCCCCGUCUUCCCACCGAUGUUAGAUAUGUCGUCGACGCAGGCACUCUUGCACAUGGUCAGGACUGCGAACGCGGCGCAGAACGCGGCUGAACUCGAAACGUAUCUCAAAGGUGCGAACAAAAGAGAUGCGGGGGUGACGAGUCCCCUGGAUCUGUCGAGUCCAGGAGGUUUCGCACCUCGGAAACGGCCGAGGGCCGAGACCCGGAGACCCGGCAGCGUCUCCCCGAAACCUAAGCCGACCCCUCGACCCACCACGCCACCCCCGGUCAGGUGCCCGUCCUUGUGCGGCCACAUGCCCUGCGGCGAUGGACAAGCGGUCAACCGAUGGACCAUCGAGGACGUCGUCAAUUACGUCUCGUCGAUCGACAUCUGUGCAGAGUACGCGCAGAAUUUCCGUGAACACCGGAUUGACGGUGCAGCCUUGCCACUCCUGUCGGAGGACCACUUGACCGGUCCCAUGGGGAUGAAGCUUGGCCCAGCUUUGAAACUGCGCGCCCUUCUGGCCCGAAAACUAGGUGCGUGCACGGUUUGUCUGCACUGCGCGCACUGCCACCAGACACCACUGCCCGCAUUGAACGCAGCAGCGGCGGCAGCGGCUGCCACGUCUCAGCAACAGCAGCAACAGCAGCAGCAGCAGCAACAACAACAGUUGCCCAGUAGACGGCCGAGCAGCACGGGGAACUGACAAACACUGGCGGAGACUCCUCUGGGCCAGGAGAGCGCGUCGCCGCUCUCCGACCCGAACAGGGCCCUCAGGAUAGAACGGCGCGUAUCGCGUCCGAUACGCAAGCCGGAAGUGGUCUUCAAAAAGCCCAUCAAACAGUGACACGGUCCUGACGCGACCGCGCACGCUGUGCAAUUCUGGAGGCUCCGCCUGUUUCACAAGUGUUCGUUUCUCGUGCAUGGACAACGGCUGACCGUAUGUAGUAUAUCGAGUACCUGGAGAGAUAACGACUCCGAGAAAAUAGCGUUGUACUUACGAUUGAAUGCCUGGGUCGGUGAUGUUGAAUGAAGAAUGGAUGUGAGCGAGCCUGGUGAUGACUCUUGAACUGUGAGGGAUACAAGGUAAGAGUUUACGUCGAGUACCUAAUGGCCUUGGUUCUUCGAAUUCAACUCGUCGACGUUCAAUCUCGACUAUUUUAUUAUCAUUUCUCGUGCUGAACGUUUCACGUUCGAACGAGCAUAUUUAUUUCCGGUUUCGAACUCGCAUUAAUCCAGUCUUUCAAUUUCGUUCACAAGAGAGUUUCUUAUGUACAUCUCUAAAAAAAAGCUUGAAUUACAUUUACUACCGGUUUUAGUCGUUCACUUUACCAUUUGGUUUCACUAAACAAAGUAACGUACAAAGUGAUACUCAGUGCCUAGAAGGUUUAACAUAAACACAGAACUUGAGGUGGUUUAUGCGUGAUAUAAAAUUGUAUUAGUGACUCACGAAAAAUUCGUAAGAGAUUUGUACCGUUGGUUAGACUCGAUUCUCUGCGCUAAGCAGGUAGCGGAGGAUGACUAACAAGUGCUAACGUACCGUGUUUAAAAUUGAAGAUAGACACGCGAUGAGCACAAAGGAGCUGACGCGAUAAUCAAAUUAAUUGGAAUAGGAAUUAACGAUUAGGCUCGACUCGUUUCCGUGCUGGCUUAAAUUAACAUAUCCCGGUUGAAGGCAUUUCAACCGGAAAUUUAUUCGGUAGAUCACAAGCAAUUAAUUCAUUCGUUAGAGUAUAUAUAUGUACAUACAUAGAAUACGAUAUCGAGUCCAAUGUGAUGUUUAGAAUAAUUGGAUCGAGCUUUUAUGAAAUCGGUGUGAUCAACGAAACAGGUGCCUAUAUCGAAAACGUCUUCCAACGAAAGCCCGGCCUUAAACGGACAAUGGAACGAGUUAACUUUCAUUACACUUCGGAAUUGAUAAUAUUAAGCUUCUUAUCCGAAACGGAAUUAAAGGAAAAAAAUCUGAGAUCAAUAGACGAUUGAAUUAAAUAGUACGAGGAUGCACCGAGUGGUGAUUUUAUUCUUUCAGCGUUGAUGCAGUAGAGGAAUACCGUAAGAGUGCGUGGGGAAAUGAAUGAACGUAUUAAAUAUGUGCGAGGAUGAAAAAAAGAAAGGAAAGAGACAACACGUUGUUAGGGGAAAAAAUUGAUGUGCAAUAAUGAGAAUGGAUCGUUUCUUUUCGUGCGCGACGACUCUGCGAUAGGAUGAUACGUAUUUGCUCAAAUCGUUGUUUCUUUUAUAUAUUUUAAUGAAGUUUUUAUAUUAAUGAAAUAUAACGGCGAAAUAUACUAAACUAUAUUUUUACUAAUGUUCUACGACUGCUAACAUCGGCGCUGCACGCGUACAUUCAUAUACGUACGCGUACACGCGCGAGCACAUAUACAUAUAUAAAUAUAAAGAUCGUUGAGCGUGAAACAAAUUUAAGAGAAAUAUACGUAAGGAACGAUGAUGAUAGAUUCGUAAGAGGCGAUGGAUCUUGGAGAAACUGUAAAUUAAUUUUCUUCUCAAUUAUUUUAUGGUUAUCGUUUAUUUAUUUAGGUGUAAAACCUGUUGCCUUAUUGUAUUCAUGUAAUAACAAUCUUAGUCGUAACGAAACGAGCGAGAGAGAGGGAGAGAAAUGUAGGCGAGGAACAGUUGCCAGGGAUGAGAGAGAGAGAGUUGAUAAGUUCGUAAGAACGAGCAGUAUUUUUAGAUUUACAUUAGCCUGAAUUUACUGCAGACUAUUAUACAAUUUAUAAAUAGUAUACAUACAUCGAUAAGCGCGUUCUCGCGCGCAAUAUCUGCUCGUGCUUUCAGCGUUGUAUUUUCAAAAGUUCCUUCCAUCCUCGUUUACUCGAUUCAAAUUCUUAACAAAAUAAUUCCUCAUUUCAUCAGCCAGAACGUUAUUUUAUAAAUCUUCUAACAAGAGCACGAGCAGGCAUUAACGGAGCUAGCGGCUUUUACUUAAACCGAGAUCACUGUACAUAAAGCUUAAGCAUUUAUUUAUACCGUGCUUUUACAAAAAAGAACCCCGUAGUAUUUUAUUUAGUUUGAUAGCAGAGGUUCACGCACAAUCACAUCCUCGUACCACGAGAUCAUUAAAUAUUGUUCGGGCAGCAGGAUCGACCGCGAGGUGAGAUCGAGAGCCACAGAAUGUGUGUGUUCGCGUGCAAACGAGCUGGAGAUUAUUUAAACGAGAGAAAGAGAGCGCGAGAGAGAGAGAGAGAGAGAGAGAGAAUAAUAUUGUACAGAAUGGGGCAGAUGAAAGAGAGGGCAAAAAGAUGUGGGCGAUAAGGCAAUCUUGUGAUACUUCAACAAUUUGUUUUCCAACCAUUUUUCUAUUCUUUCUAUGACUCUUUUCUGCGCCCGAUCAUCCCCUCUUUCCUUUCGACGUACACCCUUUUUUUUUUAAUUCCCUUAUCGCAAGUCUGUCUUGUAUUAUUCUUCUGAUUAACUGUCAUAUUAUGUAUAGUAGAAAUUAAUGGUGAAAAGAGAACAAGAACAGUACAUUGUUUCUGUUAAAAUAAACAUUGUUGAAAAAUA
Molecule: messenger RNA, 4655 nt
Organism: Ceratina calcarata
Lineage: Eukaryota; Metazoa; Arthropoda; Insecta; Hymenoptera; Apidae
Product: nascent polypeptide-associated complex subunit alpha, muscle-specific form
Exons: 9
Coding region: 289-1839 (516 amino acids)
Biological process (GO): negative regulation of DNA-templated transcription
Cellular component (GO): nucleus; PRC1 complex
Molecular function (GO): histone binding; chromatin binding
Source: RefSeq, a predicted model, not a curated record